Messenger RNA from Oryza brachyantha (malo sina), 2095 nucleotides. RefSeq lists its product as uncharacterized. Gene Ontology annotation, cellular component: membrane. The transcript is spliced from 8 exons. The record is from RefSeq and is a predicted model, not a curated record. Lineage: Eukaryota; Viridiplantae; Streptophyta; Magnoliopsida; Poales; Poaceae. Bases 566 to 1639 code for a protein of 357 amino acids.
CCCCCACCCUUCUUCUCCUUCUCUUUCUCCUUCCUCUGAAUUCCCUUCCCUGUUGCGUGCAAGCAUCUCUCCUCGUCUUCCUCCUCCGGUUGCUUGUGUCGGCUCCUGCAUGCUCGCUCACAUUCACCACGCUGUUUCUGCUGCCGCCUCGCUGCUCCGUUUGUUUGCUACCCUAGCUUGCUCUCCCUUGUCUGAUGUGUGUGUGAGAGAGAGGAGAGGAGAGGAUCAGUGUGAGAGUGUGUGUGUGUGUGUGAGAUUGAGCAGAUGGGUAGCUUGUGACGCGAAAGUUGGCAUCUUUUCUUGGCUUGGCUCACAGCUUGGGGGCUGGGAGCCCACUGUUUCUUCUCCGCCUCGCCUUGGCCGCAUUCCUUCCUUGCCUCCCCUCCUCCUUGCUCCGUUCCAUCCAUCCAUGCCAUCGGUGUGAGGAGGCCCAGCCGUUGGUUGGUUGCGAGAACGCCGCCUGCGUUGCCUCCUCUUCGCUCGCUACAAGAAAGCGUCGUCCAGCGCUCUGCUCUGAUUCCUCUCUGCAUUGCUGCGGACGACGGCGGCGACGACGGCUGAGCACAUGUUGGGAGGAGGCGGCGCGGCGGCGGCGGUGGCGGAGAUGAGGUUCACGACGGGGGGCUCGUCGACGCGGUCGUGGGAGCCGACGGUGACAGCGGACACGUCGGACCUGCACUACUGGAUGCAGUGGCGGGUGGCGGUGUGCGCGGCGUCCGUGCUGGCGUGCAUGGCCGUCGCGGCGUACCUGGUAUGGCGGCACGAGGGCGCCGGCGCCGACCGCCGCCCAGGCGGCGCCGGCGGCGCCGCCGCCGGGAACAAGGAGAGGCGGCUCCCCGGCGUGCUCUACGACGACGAGGCGUGGCGGCCGUGCCUCCGGGACAUCCACCCGGCAUGGCUGCUCGGCUACAGACUCAUCUCCUUCUUCGUCCUGCUCAGCCUCCUCAUCGUCAUUGUCAUCUCCGACGGCAGCACCAUCUUCUACUACUACACUCAGUGGACCUUUAUUCUGGUGACGAUUUACUUCGGGCUUGGCACGGCGCUGUCAAUAUAUGGGUGCAGCAAAUUUGCUGAUGAGGAUGACACUGCAAGAACAGACAUGGAGCUCGGCUCUUACGCUGUCCAUGGAGCCGGUGCUAAACCCAAUUUGGGUCAGGAAGAUGGCACAGGAGAGAUUGCUGGAUUCUGGGGGUACCUACUCCAGAUCAUCUACCAGACAAAUGCAGGCGCGGUGAUGCUUACGGAUUGUGUGUUUUGGUUCAUCAUCUUCCCAUUCCUUACAGUUAAAGAUUACAAUCUAAAUUUUUUGUUGAUAGGAAUGCAUUCAGUUAACGCCGUUUUCCUGCUAGGUGAAGCUGCCCUAAACAGCUUGAGCUUCCCUUGGUUCCGAAUCGCCUAUUUCUUCCUGUGGACCGCUCUUUACGUCAUUUUUCAAUGGAUUCUCCAUGCUUCAACUCCACUUUGGUGGCCAUACCCAUUUCUCGACGUUUCAGCUAAUUUAGCUCCUUUGUGGUACUUCGCCGUCGCGAUCAUGCAGUUACCAUGCUACGCAGUCUUCAGACUGGUGAUCAAACUGAAACACCACCUGCUCACAAAGUGGUUUCCAGGCUCGGUUGUGAGAGGUUCAUCGACACCAUAAGCCAGGCCGUCAUCCUCCUCCUCCUCCUCCAUUGCGUAAACAGUUUAUACAGAAAAGGCAAUGGUGAACAGCACAAGAAAGAAUAAUGGCAGCCUGUGGUGGCAUCGGCAUCGAUCGAUCACCGACUCCCCCCUCUUUGCGAGAUUCUUAUUGCAGCAGGUGUCCUCUCCGAGCAAAAAAGAAACAGGAGGGGGCACAUGAUGCGUUUUACUUACACCACCGUAUAGUAGUAGUCUGAUAGAUGUAAAUUGAAGCUUACAGGUUCAGAGAUUCAGAGAGUUCUUCUUUUUUUGCUGUAAUGGAAACAAAGAAAAGAGAGAGUGAGAGUGAGAUGGGGUUAUGUAUAGCUUGACUCAUUGACUGAUUUGGUCAAAUGGAGGUGAUAUUUGUUAGUAACAUUUUUUCUUUUUGUAGAGUUGAUUAAUUAAUGGUCAUUGUAUAUGUGAUUAAUGCUGA